AUGAAGGUCAAAGAUGUCUUGCUCGGCAUCAAGCCAAGAAUGGUGCUUACAAGCAGAGGUUAUCCGACAGUCGAGGUCGACCUGGUCACAUCCAACGGCGUAUACAGGUCCUCUUGCCCAUCAGGCGCAUCUAGAGGCUCAAAGGAGGCUGUGGUGAUCACCGAUGGAGGGAGUCUUUACAAUGGAAGAGGCGUCAGGACUGUCAUAAACAACAUAAACAGCAUAUCAGGAGACCUUCUCGAAUUAGAGUGCAGUGUAGAUGACCAAUCGAGCAUAGACAAUUGCCUACUGCAGCUGGAUGGAACAAGCAACAAGUCAAAGAUAGGAGGGAAUGGGAUAAUCGCGCUUUCUACAGCUUUCUGCAAGAUGGGUGCCGGAUGCUCAAACAGACGGGUGGACACGCUUGUUUCGGGCAUGGGAAACUUCAAAAGAAACAUCCCCAUUCCCCACUUCAAUGUUCUAAAUGGAGGUGUCCACUCUGGAAACGGGAUGUCUGUACAAGAAAUCAUGGUUGUAUAUCAGCACGACAGCCUGGAGAAAAACAUCGAAUCCGGCUGUGUGCUGUAUGAAGCCCUUAGGAAGACAAUAUCUGAGAAGUAUGGCUCGCUGUACACGUCUGUGGGAGAUGAAGGGGGAUUUGCACCUCCCAUAAAGAAACUGGAAGACGGGCUGGACCUGGUAUUGGAGGCAUCCAAAAGAUGCCACAGAACAGACAUGAAGAUUGCCAUCGACUUUGCAGCCAACGAAUUUGCAAGAGACGAUGGAAGAUAUGAGCUUGACGGUGGAGUUUACACUACAAGAAACCUCGGAGAAAAGUACAUAGAAAUGCUUAGGAAAUAUCCCCAGGUAUACAGCAUUGAAGACCCAUUUUCCGAAAGAGACUGCGACGGAUGGUGCUGGAUAAAUGCAGAGGUUGGAGACAAAGUCAAUAUUGUUGGCGACGAUUUAACUGCUACCAAUCCACAUCUUGUUGAAGAUGCAGGUGCAAGGAGAAUGUGCAACACGCUUCUGGUAAAGCCUAACCAGAUAGGCACAGUUAGCGAAACGAUAGAAGCAAUAAAGAUUGCCCGAAAGUACGGAAUGAAGAUUAUGGUUUCCCACAGGAGCGGGGAGACAGAAGACAAUUUCAUAAGCGACCUGUCCGUAGGAGUUGGAGCUGAAUACAUGAAGUCGGGUGCGCCCUGCCGUGGAGAAAGAGUCAGCAAGUACAACCAGCUACUGCGGCUGAGUGAGUAUUAG
Messenger RNA from Encephalitozoon hellem ATCC 50504, 1239 nucleotides. RefSeq names its product enolase. The transcript has a single exon. Gene Ontology annotation, biological process: glycolytic process. The record is from RefSeq and is a predicted model, not a curated record. Lineage: Eukaryota; Fungi; Microsporidia; Unikaryonidae. Gene Ontology annotation, molecular function: phosphopyruvate hydratase activity; magnesium ion binding. Gene Ontology annotation, cellular component: phosphopyruvate hydratase complex. The coding region runs from base 1 to 1239 and encodes 412 amino acids.